AUGGCCUCACUGGAAGCAAUGCGGAACAACAUGGUGAAAGUUGGAGUAGAUGCCUGCCACAAGAUUUUGCUUAUGGAAGGCCUCAUGGACUGUCGAUCUUUGUUUCUUACCGGCAACACGGACACAGUUUAUGCCAUGGGACUCAUGGAUCUCAAUCGCGACGGGCCGACCGUCAUCGAGGUUCCAGCCGGAGCAGGUCCUGGCCUGGUCAACGACGCCUUUUUUCGCUAUGUCGGCGACAUGGGUGCUCCAGGGCCCGAUCGAGGUGCAGGGGGGAAGUAUCUCUACCUGCCACCGGGCUAUGACGGCGCAGUCCCGGAGGGCUACUUCGUCGCGAAAUCGACUUCCUUCACGAACUGGAUUGCGCUCAGAGGCUUUCUAAAGGAUGGCAAGCCUGACCAUGCUGCUCAGAUGUGGCGCGAGGGGUUAAAGGUGUAUCCUCUGUCCAAAGCCAGCAGCCCUCCAAAGACCGAGGUGUUCAACAGCACAGGCAAGAUUUUCAACACGAUCCACUCGAACGACUUUGAGUUUUACGAGGAGCUGAACACUGUGAUUCAGUACGAGCCGGUAGACUUCCUGGAUCCAGAGCUCCGUGGAAACCUCACGGCCAUCGGCAUUAUGAAAGGGAGGCCUUUCAAGCCGGACCAACGGAUGAAAUCCUUGCUCACAGAAGCGGCCGCGAUUGGCAACGCAACCUCCCGUGCUCUGUCCUUCGCUCCUCGUUCAAAAACUGCUCGGAUCUAUGAUGAAAGCAGCGAGUGGGUGACGGCUUUCGAUGGGGGCGACUACCGCUGGCUGGUGGAGGAUGGAGCUGGGGGCCGGAAUGCAGAUGCGAGGACGCGCUUCUUUUAUUUCGCGACAGGCAACACCCCGGCAAUGGUCAUGAAGAUGGUGGAUCGCGGGUCGCAAUAUGCGUUGGUCUGCAAGGAUGCCAAGCACCGAUAUUUGGACGGAGCGAAGGUCUACAGCCUAAAGCUGCCGCCCAACGUGCCCGUUAAGGACUUCUGGUCCGUGGUCGUCUACGACACGCAGACGCGUUCCAUGUUAAAGACCAGUCAGCUCUUCCCCUGCCGAAACUCUAAAAGCCACACCGACAUGAAGCAGAACCCGGAUGGCUCCACGACGAUCUGGUUUGCACCUUCUGCGCCAGCGGGAUGCGAAGGGAACUGGAUUCAAACGGUGGCCGGAAAGAUGUGGUGGGGCUGCCUCCGCCUCUACGGACCCGGUCAGGCUUGGUUCGAUCAGACCUGGCGCCCUGGAGAGGUGCAUGAAGUUGAGCCUGCCACGGCUGGAUAUGCUUGA
Messenger RNA from Symbiodinium sp. CCMP2456, 1302 nucleotides. Lineage: Eukaryota; Dinophyceae; Suessiales; Symbiodiniaceae. The record is from the annotation of a GenBank genome assembly.